This is a messenger RNA of Cucumis sativus (cucumber), 2596 nucleotides long. RefSeq lists its product as uncharacterized. The coding region runs from base 133 to 2010 and encodes 625 amino acids. The record is from RefSeq and is a predicted model, not a curated record. The transcript is spliced from 7 exons. Lineage: Eukaryota; Viridiplantae; Streptophyta; Magnoliopsida; Cucurbitales; Cucurbitaceae.
CUUCUUUUUAAUUAUUAAAUUAAAUUUGUUGGUGUUGAUGGCGGUGCUUUUCCUUCUUUUUCUCUUUUGAAGAAGGGGGGUAGCACUUAGGAAGUGAUUUUAGUUCAAAAUAAUCACAAACAACAAAACAAAAUGCAAUAUUAUUAUUGUUGCUCUAAAGAUGAAGAUGAUGAUCAAGCUCUUCUUCUUAGCCUAUUCUACAAUCUCUCUUCUUCCUUCUUCCUUGUCUUCUUCUUCCUCUCCUUCACAUCCAUUUUACUUUUCAAGUCAUUCUACUUCCUUGGUGCUCCUUUAUUCCCAAGAAAUGAGUAUGAAUAUGAAUACAACGCGGUGUCAUCCAACCAGGAGGAGGAAGAAGAGGAAGAGGAAGAAAGAUAUGGUAGUGGAAUCUAUGGUACGUCGUUUCUCGAUAAAGAAGCCGAAACUCGGAUGAGUCGAUGGCAAAGCCAGCUUCCAGAUAAUGAAGAAAUAUUAUUAACAGAUUUGGAGGAGCCUUGGAUUACUAUGGAAUCCAUAGACUUAGAUGACCAAAUUACAACCAAUAGCUCAGUUUAUGAGUCCCCACAAGCUGCCUUACAACUUGAUGAACAAUAUCUACAAGAAAACGACCACGACGACCAAAUGCCAGAAGAACUCACGGACUCCGAACAGGUCGUGAGACAAGUAAUGAAGGUGAAUUCUUGUAGAAUAUCAAUGGACAUGAAGAAGAAGAGAUUGGUGGAGGAUAAUAAUAAGGAUCAUAAAAGAAGAAAUGAUGAUGAUCAAAUCAGUUAUGGGAUUAAUUACAUGAAGAAGGAGGAGGAAUUAUGUGGUGGAAAGAUUGUUAUUAAGGAGAAUAACAACAAUAAUAAUGAGAAAUAUUUGGUAUUUAGACCAAAUGAAAUAUUGGUUAAUAAAAAAAAGAAAGAAGAAGAAGAAGAUCAAGAGAUAUAUGGGGAUUCAUAUACAAUAGGGUCAACAUCAAAGAGUUCAUCAGAAUGGAGAAGCUCAAUAAACUGCAGAGAUUCAUCAUCAGGAACUGAAGAUCCAUUUUCAUCUUCUUCAAGAAGAAGCUGUCCAAAAUGGGAAUCUUAUACUGUUUUCCAGAAAUAUGAUGAAGAAAUGAUGUUUCUUGAUAGAAUCACUGCCCAAAAGCUUCAUGAAACAGAGUCAUUGAGGUCAAUUAAGAUGUGCCCAAGAUCAAUAUCAGAGAGGAUUGUUUAUAAAUUAUCAACAAUAAACAAGAAAGGUUCAGAACAUGUUAAUGUGAAACAAAAUCCAUAUCAUGAAUUGGAAAGUGCUUAUGUUGCACAAAUUUGCUUGACAUGGGAAGCACUAAAUUGGAAUUACAAGAAUUUUGUGAACAAGAAAUUAAGCAGUAGUUGUAAAUUAAGAGCAGAAAUGGAUAAUGGCUGUCCAGGCAAAAUUGCUCAACAGUUUCAACAAUUUCAAGUUCUUCUUCAACGUUACAUUGAGAAUGAACCUUAUGAACAUGGCCGUCGCCCUGAGAUUUAUGCUCGUAUGAGACUUUUGGCUCCUAAUUUGCUUCAAGUCCCUGAAUUCAUAGAUGAAGAAGAAAUAAAGGAAGAAGGAGGUGGUUAUGGUUCAAGAAUAUCCUCACCAUCUUUUUUAAUGAUAAUGGAAGAUGGAAUAAGAACAUACAUGAAUUUCCUCAAAGCUGAUAAAGAGAAACCUUGCCAGAUUGUUGCUUCAUUUUUCAAGAGAAAGAAAAGACCUUCGGUUGAUCCAACUCUCCUCCAACUCAUCAAGAAAGUUAACCAAAAAAAAAAGAUGAAGCUUAAAGACCUUCGUCGUGCGGGGAAGUGUUUGAGAAAAAGGAAGCUAAGCGUAGAGGAGGAGAUGGAGAUUUUGAUGGCUCUUAUAGACCUAAAAGUGGUUUCUAGGGUUUUAAGAACUGCGGAUUUAAGCGAACAACAACUCCAUUGGUGUGAGGCAAAGUUGAGCAAAGUUAGGAUUGUGGAUGGAAAACUUCAUAGAGAUUCCACACCUCUUUUCUUUCCAGCUCAUUGAGUUAGGAUCAUCUUCAAUCAUAUUAAAAAUAAGAAAACAAUAAAUAAAAAAUAAAAAAAGCUCUCUCUAGCUAAUUAAGUUUAAAUUCUCUUAAUUUUAUCAAGACCCCACCAAAAAAAAGUUAAUAUUUUUGUUGCUUGGGUGAGUCAGCUGCAAAGGAAAAGUGAAUAUCUUUGAAUGCGUGCAUGCAUGGGAUCCCAGAAUUCAAGGAAUAAAGCAAGAAGGGAUCAAAUUUAUGUGAUUCGUGUAAGAAGAGAUGGAAAGUGAAGCAGCAAAAACAUGUGAUGAAAGAAGAUGGGGACAAAUUGAGAAGACAAUGUAGCUUUAGUUUUGCUUUUUUUUUUCUUUUUUUUUUGGUUUACUUUAACUUUUGAUUUAGGAUUUCUUUCAAGUUUGAUGUAAAGAAAAAGUUAAUGUAUGCAUAGUUUAAGUAGAUUAAUUAUUUAGUUAUUUCUACUUUCUAAGUCUUAGUAAAUAGAAGGGGACAAUAAAAAAGGCCAAGUUUUUAAUAAGGAUGGAUAAUCAAUCAUGUUAUUGUAAUAAUUAUCAUAUUAUUCUAUGAAAUUACUUUCUCAUUGACUCAUUA